Molecule: messenger RNA, 1533 nt
Organism: Lycium barbarum (goji berry)
Lineage: Eukaryota; Viridiplantae; Streptophyta; Magnoliopsida; Solanales; Solanaceae
Product: protein FAR1-RELATED SEQUENCE 2-like
Exons: 3
Coding region: 1-1533 (510 amino acids)
Molecular function (GO): zinc ion binding; nucleic acid binding
Source: RefSeq, a predicted model, not a curated record
AUGUUCAGGGUUAGGGAGUUUCGUGACAAGCAUACAUGUCCGCUAAAAGAUAAGGUGUAUUCACAACGCCAUGCGACAAGUUGGCUUAUAGGUGGAAUUGUAAAACCAAAAGUAGCCAACUAUAAGAGGAAAUACACACCUAAUGAUAUAGCGGAGGAUGUAAGAAAUGAUCUUGGAAUGGAUGUGUCCUAUAUGGUCGCUUGGCGGGCUAAGGAAAAAUCAAUGAAGGAUUUAAUGGGUGAACCAUCGGAUUCUUACAAAAAAUUACCUGGGUACCUAUACAUCUUGGAUAAAACGUAUCCAGGUUCACAUAUAAGAAUGCGAAAAUUCGACGAAAAUGAGUUUCUGUAUCUGUUAAUAGCAUUGUAUGCAUUCAUCAAAGGGUUUGAUUGUUGUAGGCCAAUUGUUGUAGUUGACGGGAGCCACCUCAAAACAGCAUACAACGGAACGUUUGUUUCAGCAAGCACGUUAGACGGUGCAGGUAAUAUACUUCCUUUAGCAUAUGGUGUGAUAGAUUCAGAAAAUGACAGGUCUUGGACGUGGUUCUUUGAGCGAUUCAGGGAAGCGUAUGGUGUGAGAGAGAACAUGUGUAUUGUUUCUGAUAGGCAUGAAAGCAUAAACAAAGCUGUUUCUAAAAUCUAUCCGAAUGUGCCACAUUAUGCAUGCAUAUGGCAUCUUUGGGGUAACGUAUGUAAGAAGUAUAAGAAGAGCCAUGAUGUGUUGAGUCCCGUGUUUUAUGCAAUGGCAAAAGCGUACACGCAGGAAGAUUUUGAUGAGCUUAUGGGCAAAGUUGAGAAGGCAGAUUUUCGGGUGGCAGAGUAUUUGGAAUUGGCUGGAAGAGAGAAGUGGGCUAGAGUGUAUGCAACUGCUAACCGAGGGUGGACAAUGACUUCAAACAUAGCAGAGUGUAUUAAUCGUCACCUUGUAGCAGCAAGAGAGCUUCCUAUAUUUGAUUUUCUAGAAGAAGUGAAGAAGAUGUUUGGAAGAUGGAAUUAUAAUAACCGGAAAAAUGGUACAUACACGUUCACAACACUCGGUAAAAAGUUUCAGGAGAUGUUGUCAAUAAAUGAGUAUCUAUGUUUACGUAUGACGGCCGAACCAUCAACCGAAUACUUGUACACGGUAUAUGAUGCAGGAAGGCAUUUCAUCGUUAACUUGGACAACAAAACGUGUAGUUGUCGGAUGUUUCAAAUAGACGAAAUUCCAUGCCCACAUGCAUGGGCUGCCAUUAAGAAGAAAAAUCUAAUUGCUGAUGAUUACUGUUCCGGAUUGUUCAAACCGCACACCGUGGUGAAGACGUAUGAUGUCGCCGUGGAUCCUCUCCCUGACGAGCGGGAAUGGAAGAUUCCAACAUACAUAUCAGAGGAUGUUGUUUUGCCACCAAGAUACAAGAGACCUCCUGGUAGGCCGAAGAAAAAGCGUGAUAAGCCGUUAUUUGAAUUGCUUCUUGGAAAAAAGAGACAUGCUUGCAGUACUUGUGGACAAACUGGACACAAUAGACGAUCUUGUAGUAAUGCUCCUAGAAGGAAAUAA